AUGGCCAGGAUUGUGUUUAAGAGGAAUACUGCCGGCAAUUAUGCAGUGAGGACCUUCGAAGAGAGGCACGCACACUGCUUGUGCGUUGAGAGCUACAAACCAUUCCUGAAGGUCAACAGGAAGCUUGAUAUUGGUCACCAACAGUUCAUAACGAACUGCGCAAAGGUCAACGUCAGAGCAAGUAAGAGUUUCCACAUAUACGCGGAGCUAGUUGGGGGAGUAGAGAACGUGGGAGCUACACAGUUGGAUUUCAAGAACUACCGGAGGGAUGUGUUGGCAUACAUGCACUUAGGGGAUUGUCAGAUGGUCCUGUCCAAAUACCUAGAUAUUAAGGGCGAUUACAGUGACAUGUACUUCGAAUACGAGGCGAACGAAGUGGACCAACUGACACGAAUUUUCUGGGCGGAUGGGUACGCACGUAGACAAUACAGUGCGUUUGGCGACGUUGUUUCGUUUGAUGCGACCUACAAAACUAAUAGGUACAACCUCGUUUUUGUCCCGUUCACCGGCGUCGACAACCACAAGAAAUGUGUUACAUUCGCAGCAGCCCUAAUCUCCCGGGAGGACGUGGACUCCUACUUUUGGGCAUUAAGACACUUCAAGAUCGCUAUGGGCGGUGCGUCACCUAUCGCAAUGACGGAUCAAGACCCUGCAAUGAAGGUCGCGGUCGUGAAGGAAUUCCCGGAUUCUCGCCACCGAUAUUGUCUGUGGCAUAUAAUGACGAAGGUGGGGGACAAAGUAAGCCAUGACUUGGCCCGGAACGAGGAGUUCCGAAAGGAGCUGAAUGCCGUCGUUUGGAACGACACCGCGACAGCUGAUUAUUUCGAUGAGGCAUGGAGCAGUGUUAUUGAGAAAUAUGGGCUGACUGACAAUGCGUGGUUCAAGCGGCUGGCACAAGAUGACCACCAGAAAUUGCAUCACCUCGGUGAGGUUCUCGCGUCACUAGAAACUCAGUUGUGCGAAAAUAGCGACGAACAGGCUGCUGUUGCGAGGGAAAACGGACGAUAA
Ipomoea nil (Japanese morning glory) is the source of this 1008-nucleotide messenger RNA. Its product is annotated as protein FAR1-RELATED SEQUENCE 5-like. Gene Ontology annotation, biological process: regulation of DNA-templated transcription. The record is from RefSeq and is a predicted model, not a curated record. The transcript has 3 exons. The coding region runs from base 1 to 1008 and encodes 335 amino acids. Lineage: Eukaryota; Viridiplantae; Streptophyta; Magnoliopsida; Solanales; Convolvulaceae.